This is a messenger RNA of Dichomitus squalens LYAD-421 SS1, 498 nucleotides long. Its product is annotated as mitochondrial inner membrane protein. Gene Ontology annotation, biological process: mitochondrial electron transport, succinate to ubiquinone; tricarboxylic acid cycle. The transcript has 5 exons. Lineage: Eukaryota; Fungi; Basidiomycota; Agaricomycetes; Polyporales; Polyporaceae. Gene Ontology annotation, molecular function: ubiquinone binding; heme binding. The coding region runs from base 1 to 498 and encodes 165 amino acids. The record is from RefSeq and is a predicted model, not a curated record. Gene Ontology annotation, cellular component: membrane; mitochondrial envelope.
AUGUCUUCCGCCCUCGUUGCCCGCUCCGCGUUCAACAGGAACGUCGCUGCCGCUCUUGCGCGCAGGUCGCUGCGGCCUCUCGCUGUGCAAGGAGCGGCGGACUCUGCGUACGUUCCCGGUGGUCCGAUCUACAGGGGCACCGUCAACGACCCCACUCCCUUCCCUCCUCCCUCCAAGACUCACGGCUCGUACCACUGGGCGUUCGAGCGCAUUCUCUCUGCUGGUCUCGUCCCCCUCACUGUUGCCUCGUUCGUUACGAGCGGCACCAACUACCCCAUCAUCGACGGCCUCCUCGGCGUCAGCUUGGUGAUGCACAGUCACAUUGGCUUCGACUCCAUCCUCGUCGACUACCUCCACCCGCGCAAGUUCCCCGUCCUCGGCCGCGCCUUGACGUGGGUCCUCCGCGCGACGACCGUCGGCGUCCUCGUCGGCGUAUACCAGUUCAACACGAACGACAUCGGUCUCACGGAGCUCGUCGCGAAGGUGUGGCACGCAUAG